UAGCUGAGAAACUUCUUCCUUCUCCAUAUGAUUCUCCAUCAAAAUACAAGAAGACGCACCUACCUACCUCCACAAUUCACAACUCACCGCCCCUGCAGACCUCUCAACGCCGCCGCGUGCCUCGUGUUCCUCCCUUGUUUCACUUCUACCACCCCAGCUUGCCGCAAACAGCAUAUUCACGGCGCGUCAUUGACCUUUCUGCCCUAUUGCACUAAGAGAGACGAAGAGAGUCUGUAGAGCUGCUGGAAGGAAAAGGUGACUCAGCUAGAGGGAUUUGCAUGCAAUCAAAGUGAUGAUUGAUGGGAUUUUGAGUUUCUUGCAAAGAUAGUAAAGUUUGUUUGGGACAUUGAAGGAGUUAUACUCAUGGAGGUGACCAUUUCACGAAGUCUUCAAUCCUCAUGUAUAAUAACUGGUGAAAAUAGACUGCCAAAGUCGAAUGGUCCACUGAAUUUCCCCAGGAGGCAAUCUAAGCAUCAAAGUAUCCAUAUAUUUAUUCCCUCUUAUUUUGAACCUAGAAAAUCUGCACGCUCGCACAUACCGGUUUUGCUGACAGCUUCAUGUUCUCAGAAUAGUCAAGCUUCAGUGCUGGAAUCUGAAAGAUCUAUUCCAUCUCUGGAUGAAGCUCACGUUUUAAAGAGCAAGUCAGAAGAGAUUGUACCAUAUUUAAGUGGGAGAUGCAUAUAUCUUGUUGGGAUGAUGGGCUCUGGCAAAACAACUGUUGGCAGAAUCAUGGCUGAAGCCCUUGACUAUUCAUUCUUUGACUGUGAUACACUUAUCGAGCAAGCUGUCGGUGGAUCAUCAGUUUCUGAAAUCUUUAAGAUACAUGGUGAAGGUUUCUUUAGGGACAAUGAGACAGAGGUCUUGCGCAAACUUUCUUUGAUGCACCAGAUUGUUGUUUCCACGGGUGGGGGUGCAGUUGUUCGGCCCAUUAACUGGAAAUAUAUGCACAAGGGCGUUAGUGUGUGGUUAGAUGUACCUGUGGAUGCAUUGGCUAGGAGAAUUUCUUCAGUUGGAACUCAUUCACGGCCUCUGCUACAUAAUGAAUCAGGAGACAUUUAUGCCAAGACUCUUAAACGUUUGUCUACACUUCUCAAUGAGAGGGGAAAUGCAUAUGCGAAUGCCGAAGCUAGGGUUUGCCUAGAAAAAAUUGCUGCUAAGAGAGGAUCCUGUGACAUUUGCAACAUCUCUCCUACAGAAAUUGCCAUUGAGGCACUUGAACAAAUCAAAAACUUCUUGAAGAAAGAAAAUGUAAAAGUGCAUUGAGGUACAAUUCAAAAACUUGUUGAAGCAAUAGGAAGUGGAGAAGGUGCAUCUGCUCUCCGUUUUACAUACACACAUUUUGGUCACUGCUGCUGCUCGUCGACCAGAUGAUAUUACUUUCAAUAUGAAGAAAGGCGUUUGAAGAAUUCAAACUUGCGUUGUAUUUUCUUGUGCCCUUUAUCAGUUAAGUUGUAUAUUUCUGUAACAUUUUGCUUGUUAAGUUGCAUCUUUCCUUCCAAUAAAACUUCUGUUCAAGAAUAAACAAAACAAAGUUACCCAAGAGCUAGAAAAUUGUUUGUGUAAUUGGCACUGCCAAAUUGCCAAUGCAAUUCAUGAAUAUUGUUGCCGACAUUUGUGAUAAGUUGAACUUAUGGCCAUUCACUGAUCAUCAAUAUUAUAUAUACCAAUAGAAACAACAGAACUAU
Molecule: messenger RNA, 1685 nt
Organism: Cuscuta campestris
Lineage: Eukaryota; Viridiplantae; Streptophyta; Magnoliopsida; Solanales; Convolvulaceae
Source: the annotation of a GenBank genome assembly